AUGGAUACGUGGCACAGGAUGCGGCCGAAGCUGUACUCCACUUGUCUGUUUUUCUUGGCCUUGGACUGUUCAGUUGUCAUGGGUUCCGAGGUCGAGAACCAUUUGGAUAUGGGGCGCGACUUCCUGGCCCGUGGACAACUCCAAGACGCCUUGUCCCAUUAUCACGCCGCUGUAGAGGGUGAUCCAAAUAAUUAUUUAACUUAUUUUAAAAGAGGUACAGUUUAUUUAGCCCUCGGAAAAGCUAAAUUUGCUUUAUUAGAUUUUGGGAAGGUUCUUGAACUCAAACCGGAUUUUACAGCUGCACGCUAUCAAAGAGGUGUAGUAUUGAUGAAACAAGCUUCAAUUGAAGAUGCAAGAAAAGAACUUUAUAAUGUGUAUAUUGGCAAUGGUGAUUUUGCACGAGAAGCAUAUGAUUUGUACUCAAAACUUGAUGGUCUUGCCUACGAUAUAGAAUUAGCUACCUACUACCAAGAAAAUAAAGACUAUGAAAGUGGUAUAAAUUCAUUGGAUCGUCUUAUAGAACAUUGUCCUUGGGCUCCUUCAUUACGUGAGCAGCGAUCACAAUUGUAUUUGAGUUCUGGAAAUGUGCAACAUGCUAUAAUGGACUUGCGGACAGCUACUAAACUCCAAGCCGAUGACACAGACGGUCAUUACAAAUUAUCAAAAAUUUAUUACAGUAUAGGAGAAGUAUCUGAAUCACUCAAAGAGAUUAGAGAGUGUUUAAAAUUAGAUCCAGAUCAUAAAUUAUGUCACUCACAUUAUAAAAUUGUUAAAAAAAUUGAUAGACUGAUAGUAGACAGUCAGUCAGCGCUCAAUAUCAAAGAUUUUUCCAGUAGUAUUCAAUUCGCAAAAAAGGUAAAGGAUGGAGACUAUACAUGUAGUCAUGUAGACAUGCCUAUUAGAGAUUUUGAGCAUGCACUUCAUAUCGAUCAGGAGCAUCGACAAGCAACUGAAGGACUAAAAAAAGCAAAAAAUUUACAAAAACAAGCUGAAAGAAAAGAUUAUUAUAAGAUAUUAAAUGUAAAAAGAACUGCCACCAAACAAGAAAUAAUUAAAGCAUAUAGAAAAGCUGCUCAACAAUGGCAUCCAGAUAAUUUCCAAGGUGAAGCUAAAAAGAAUGCAGAGAAAAGGUUCAUUGAAAUAGCUUCUGCCAAAGAAGUUCUGACUAAUCCAGAAAAACGGGAACAAUUUGACCGAGGUAUUGAUCCACUAGAUCCAGAAUCAGGGCGUCAUCACCAAGACGGUUUCAACCCAUUUCAACAAUUUCAUCAAUUCCACGGGAGCCCUUUUACAUUCAAAUUCAACUUCAACUAA
Messenger RNA from Macrosiphum euphorbiae (potato aphid), 1314 nucleotides. Lineage: Eukaryota; Metazoa; Arthropoda; Insecta; Hemiptera; Aphididae. The record is from the annotation of a GenBank genome assembly.